Molecule: messenger RNA, 1370 nt
Organism: Tachysurus vachellii
Lineage: Eukaryota; Metazoa; Chordata; Actinopteri; Siluriformes; Bagridae
Gene: tfap2e
Product: transcription factor AP-2 epsilon
Exons: 7
Coding region: 41-1339 (432 amino acids)
Biological process (GO): regulation of transcription by RNA polymerase II; anatomical structure development; regulation of cell population proliferation
Cellular component (GO): nucleus
Molecular function (GO): RNA polymerase II transcription regulatory region sequence-specific DNA binding; DNA-binding transcription factor activity, RNA polymerase II-specific
Source: RefSeq, a predicted model, not a curated record
UCCAAACCUCCACUUCAGUGUCUUCAAAUCGAUAAGCAACAUGCUGUGGAAAUCCAGGACAAAGUCGGAUCCCUACUGCGUACAAGAGCGCUCUGAUGGGAUCUCGGGCUCCUCACCGAGACUGUCUCAGCUCUGCUCUCUGAAUCAGACGGCUUACUCUGCGGCUCCUCCGCUGUGCCACACUCCGGCCUCGGACUUCCAGCCGCCGUACUUCCCUCCUCCUUAUCCGCAGGCGUCGCUUUCCUACUCGCAGGCACAAGACUCGGGAUACCCGCACCUGGCCGACCCGUACCAGUCCAUCAGCUCCCUGCAUCAGCACCAGCAGGCCGCCUGGCACCCCCCGCGGGGCCGCAACCCGGAGGACGCGGGAGUCCUACCACAGCCACACCGUGCACUGAGCCUCGAGCCCCGGCGUGAAUAUCCCGGUGUUCCCCGGCUUCUCCAUGCGCUUGGUGAGGGAGCAGGAGCGGGAGCGCUUGGAGAUGCGCCGCUCGGCCUGCACGCGGCUCAGCACGGCAAUGAGGAUCUGCAGGGAAUGGAGGAAACAUCAUCCCUGGGAAUCUUGGAUCACUCUGUUAUCAAGAAAGUUCCAGUCCCUUCCAAGUUGAACGGCUCUGCUCUGUCUGUCUUAUCCUUUGGUAAAGACGGUUUGGGUCUCGGCGGUGUGUCCAACCCUGCUGAGGUCUUCUGCUCGGUUCCUGGACGCCUGUCUCUCCUCAGCUCUACGUCCAAGUACAAGGUGACAGUGGGAGAGGUCCAGAGGAGACUGUCUCCUCCUGAGUGUCUCAAUGCCUCGCUGUUAGGAGGAGUGCUGCGGAGAGCAAAGUCAAAGAACGGCGGCCGCUGCCUCCGUGAGCGUCUGGAGAAGAUCGGUCUCAACCUUCCUGCCGGUCGCCGCAAGGCAGCUAAUGUCACACUCCUCACAGCACUAGUGGAAGGUGAGGCAGUCCACCUGGCACGGGACUUUGGUUAUGUGUGUGAGACAGAGUUCCCAGCGAGGGCGACUGCAGAGUACUUAUGUAGGCAGAGUGAUCCAGACCACCUCCCCACACGGAGAAGCAUGCUGCUGGCCACCAAGGAGAUCUGCAAAGAGUUUGUUGACCUCAUGUCCCAGGACAGGUCACCGCUGGGUGCGAGUCGACCCACACCGUGCCUGGAGCCCGGGGUUCAAGGCAGCUUGACCCACUUCAGCCUGCUCACUCAUGGCUUUGGCACUCCAGCCAUUUGCGCUGCCCUCUGCGCCUUCCAGAGCUACCUGCUGGAGGCCCUCAAACUGCUGGACAAAGCAGAGGGAGGCGGCAAGAGCCACCAGGAGAAAGACUUGAAACACUGCAAAUGAGGCAGCGGUGCAUAUCCGGCAACAUCACAAA